Molecule: messenger RNA, 462 nt
Organism: Coniosporium apollinis CBS 100218
Lineage: Eukaryota; Fungi; Ascomycota; Dothideomycetes
Exons: 2
Coding region: 1-462 (153 amino acids)
Biological process (GO): positive regulation of translational initiation; nuclear-transcribed mRNA catabolic process, deadenylation-dependent decay; transcription initiation at RNA polymerase II promoter
Cellular component (GO): P-body; RNA polymerase II, core complex
Molecular function (GO): translation initiation factor binding; nucleotide binding
Source: RefSeq, a predicted model, not a curated record
AUGGCCUCCGAUGCGCCCACUGCGGCUCCCGCGCCCGUCUCUCGUCCGCGCGAAGUCUCAGCCCUAGACGAAGAAGCCUCCGAGCAGCUCAAGCUGGGCGAGUUCACCGGCGUGCCAACACUCUCCCUCUCCGAAGCGCGGCUCGUCAUAGACAAAGUCCUGCGCGUGCGAAAACAAGAGCGACGCGUCUUCCAAGAGACCGAAACCCUCACGAAAAUGCAAACCUACCUCGACCACUUCGCGCGCUUCAAGCAGCAGACGGCCGCCACAAACGUCGAGCGCACCCUCAGCAACUACCCCGAGAUGGAGAAGUUUGAGAAGAGCCAGCUGGCGACGCUGUGCUGCGAGGAUGCGCAGGAGGCCAAGACGCUGAUACCGAGCCUGCAGAAUAAGAUCUCGGAUGAGGACUUGACGCAGCUGCUGAAGGAGAUUGCACAGAAUAGGAGUUUGGGGGAGGCUUAG